AUGUGUGGGAUAUUCGCGUAUCUGAAUUACAACGUGGAAAGAGAGAGAAGUUACAUCUUGCAGGUUCUUUUCAACGGUUUAAGACGGUUAGAGUAUCGCGGUUACGAUUCCGCCGGAAUCGCCAUCGAUUCUUCUUCUCCACCACCUAAACCUCAAUGCUCCUCCGAUUCCAAAUUCAUUUCUUCUCCUCCUCUUGUCUUCCGCCAAGAAGGCAACAUCGAGUCCCUCGUUAAAUCCGUCUACAAAGAAGUGGAUGAAAUUGAACUGAAUUUGAAGGAGAGUUUCAGUAUUCAUGCUGGAAUUGCGCACACGCGUUGGGCUACACACGGUGAGCCUGCUCCGCGGAACAGUCAUCCCCAAACUUCAGGUCCUGCUAACGAAUUCAUGGUUGUUCACAAUGGUGUUAUCACUAAUUAUGAGGUUUUUCUUUUGGUUCUUGUUCAGGUUUUGAAGGCAACACUGAUCCUACAUGGCUUCGAGUUUAAAUCCGAAACUGAUACAGAAGUCAUUCCCAAACUUGCCAAGUUUGUUUAUGAUAAAGCAAAUGAAGCUGCUGGUGAUCAGGUUGUUACCUUCAGUCAAGUUGUGCUGGAAGUUAUGAGGCAUCUUGAAGGAGCCUAUGCACUUAUUUUCAAAAGUUCAUAUUAUCCUAAUGAAUUGAUUGCUUGCAAGCGUGGUAGCCCGCUGCUCCUAGGUGUUAAAGAAUUGGAAGAAAAUAAGGAUAAUGGCUCCGGCUUUGAGGAAAACAAAUUCCUAUCAAAAGAUGGAAAACCCAAGGAAUUGUUUUUGUCCAGUGAUGCUAAUGCUGUGGUUGAGCAUACCAAGAAAGUGCUAGUUAUUGAAGAUGGUGAAGUUGUGCAUAUCAAGGAUGGCGGGGUUUCUAUUUUGAAGUAUGAGAAUGACAUGGGAAAACCCGGCACUUUCUCCAGAGCUUCUUCGGUGCGACGUGCAUUAUCUGUUCUUGAAAUGGAGGUUGAGCAAAUAAAUAAAGGACAUUAUGAGCAUUAUAUGCAAAAAGAAAUUCAUGAGCAACCAGAGUCUCUAACAACCACAAUGAGGGGGAGGCUUAUACGUGGGGGGUCUAGCAAAUCCAAGUCUGUUCUGUUAGGUGGACUGAAGGAUCACCUCAAAACUAUCAGGCGAAGUAGAAGAAUAGUUUUCAUUGGUUGUGGAACAAGUUAUAAUGCUGCUUUGGCAGCUAGACCAAUCUUUGAAGAACUUUCUGGUAUUCCUGUCACUAUGGAAAUUGCUAGCGACUUAUUGGAUCGGGAGGGACCAAUAUACCGGGAAGAUACAGCCGUUUUUGUUAGUCAAUCUGGCGAAACUGCAGAUACUUUACUUGCACUGCAAUAUGCUUUAGAAAAUGGUGCAUUAUGUGUUGGGGUAACAAAUACUGCUAGUAGUGCAAUAGCAAGGAACACACAUUGCGGUGUUCAUAUAAAUGCAGGUGCUGAGAUUGGUGUGGCAAGUACCAAGGCAUACACAAGCCAAAUAGUAGUGAUGGCCAUGCUGUCUCUUGCAAUAGGAGGCGAUACUAUUUCCACUAAAGCAAGAAGAGAAGCUAUCAUAGAUGGUCUUUAUGACCUGCCAAACAAAGUCAGAGAGGUGCUGGAGCUUGAUCAAGAGAUGAAGGAUCUAGCAAAUCUAUUGAUUGCUGAGCAGUCUCUUCUUGUCUUUGGGAGAGGAUACAACUAUGCAACCGCACUGGAGGGAGCUUUGAAAGUAAAGGAAGUGGCACUUAUGCAUAGUGAAGGGAUACUCGCGGGCGAAAUGAAGCACGGUCCUUUGGCAUUGGUCGAUGAAAGUCUCCCAAUUGUUGUUAUUGCUACACGUGAUGCUUGCUUCAGCAAACAGCAGUCUGUUAUUCAACAACUUCAUGCCCGUAGAGGUCGUCUGAUAGUUUUGUGUUCAGAAGGGGAUGCUGCAUCUGUAUGCCCUGGUAAAUCUUGUAGGACAAUUGAAGUACCACAGGUUGAAGAUUGUCUUCAACCUGUGAUUAAUGUAGUUCCGUUACAGUUACUGGCAUAUCAUCUCACUGUACUGAGGGGAUUUAACGUUGACCAGCCUCGGAAUCUUGCUAAGAGUGUUACUACGCAGUAA
Molecule: messenger RNA, 2100 nt
Organism: Vicia faba (fava bean)
Lineage: Eukaryota; Viridiplantae; Streptophyta; Magnoliopsida; Fabales; Fabaceae
Source: the annotation of a GenBank genome assembly